AUGGCAACGUGCUCGAUUAUUUGGCUCGAUGCCUUAGUGAACACAAGCGAAAAUCAUCAACAGGCUCAACAACAAUUGCGCGCUGUUACCAAUCAUGUAAUGACAUUCGAGGAUUCAGAACAAUGUGAGAAUCAUAUUCGAUCAGCCUCCUCCGAUGAACGACUGAUGCUUAUUAUCAGUGAUGAAUUGGGACGAGAAUUAGUCUCACAUAUUUAUCAAUUGCCACAAAUAGCAUCAAUCUAUAUCUGUUCUAUUGAUAAGAAUCAAAAUGAAGAAUGGGAAAAAUCAUCUAAUAAGGUGAAGUAG
Rotaria sp. Silwood2 is the source of this 306-nucleotide messenger RNA. NCBI's taxonomy places the organism in Eukaryota, Metazoa, Rotifera, Eurotatoria, Philodinida, Philodinidae. The record is from the annotation of a GenBank genome assembly.